Molecule: messenger RNA, 1774 nt
Organism: Micropterus dolomieu (smallmouth bass)
Lineage: Eukaryota; Metazoa; Chordata; Actinopteri; Centrarchiformes; Centrarchidae
Product: cathepsin D-like
Exons: 4
Coding region: 97-645 (182 amino acids)
Biological process (GO): proteolysis
Cellular component (GO): lysosome
Molecular function (GO): aspartic-type endopeptidase activity
Source: RefSeq, a predicted model, not a curated record
CGCUUAGCUUUCUGCGUCAGUUGAAAUAGUGGUCCGUGUGUGCGCUAGUUAGUAACGGAAAUAAUAUAAGAGUUUGUUAUAUGUACCAGGACAGGCAUGACACGGCUGAAGAUACCUUGUAUCAUCGGGGCGCUGCUCGUAGUACAAAGCGCCGCCAUCAUCAGAGUUCCCCUUCAUAAAACGAGAAGCCUACGGCGCCUGAUGAGCGACAAUGGGCUGUCUCUGGAGGAGCUUCGGGCUUUGGCGAAGAGCACUGGAGCACCUGACAGCUCUCCCUCCCCCAACCUGCCUGUGGAGAGGCUGACCAACUUCAUGGAUGCCCAGUACUACGGGGUGAUCAGCAUCGGCACCCCUCCACAGGACUUCACUGUGCUUUUUGACACUGGCUCCUCCAACCUCUGGGUCCCCUCCAUUCACUGCUCUUUCCUCGAUUUGGCCUGCUGUGAGUUUGCCAUAUUUGAUUCUUUCUCCUUUUUGAUUCAGGAAUCUCAGAUGGGCGUAUCAAUCUGCCUGUCAGGCUUCAUGGCCAUGGAUAUCCCGCCUCCUGCAGGGCCCCUGUGGAUCCUGGGAGAUGUAUUCAUUGGGAAGUACUACACUGUAUUCGACAGGGACGCCGAUCGUGUGGGGUUUGCGCCUGCCAACUAGUCUACUGAACACUGUUUGUAUAAAAUAUGUUGCACUUGUCAUUUGUAGUGGUUAUUUGACUUUAAACAUCACGCCAAGCAAAACCAAAUUUCAUCAGCAACCUUGAAUUAUUUUGAUUUGCACCAAGCAAAAGCAUUUAACAGCUUCAUAUCACUGCAAGGCCUGGCUUGCCACAUAAAUAUCUCACAUCUGCUUAUGAGGUUUACCAGAAGCUGGUUUCCAAAGAGCAAGUAUGGCUGCUAUGUUAAUAGCUAUUUACAGACAUUUACCAACUGUGACUGACAUCGAGUGUAGAUGUUUGCUGCCACAGAACAAAGGGACUGCUUCACUGAUUUCUUGCACCUGUCUAUGAGAUAAAACUAUGCAUUUUGAUGUAUGUAUGCAGUUUUUUGUCAUUGACAUGCUUUGGGGGAAGAAAUGCACCUCAAUUUUGUUUUUGUUUCAUUCCCAGAAACUGAAACGCAUUUCCAGUGUUUCAUAAUCAAUGUUAUAAUUUAGAGCUACUUUUGUACACUGAAGGUAUACUCAGGAUGUUUCUUUUAAUACGUGAAUUUUAUUACCAAAGUCACUAAUUAAAAUUUGAUAGAAAUAACGCUUGUGUCAAAUGGCAUCCAAAUUUGCAUGGAGGGGUUUAGAAUAUAACCUACCAUAGAAUUCAAACUGCAUGCUUCCUUACAACAUAAACAACAUACACAAAGAUGAACCUACAGAAUGUCAUUUGUAACAUUUAAUGAAGUAUACAAAGUGCUGCACCGUUCAACUCCAGAGCUGAACUACAAAAAGAAAAGCUGGGGGAAAACACACAGCAUGCAACACAUGGCCAGUAUGCUCUCCACAAGGUAGAGGUAGAGAUCUACUUUAGGUUUUGUUUUACAAUAACAAACAUGGCACAGUGACUCCCCUCUCACCAGCACAGUAGUCAUUUGUAGCAUAAACUAGGUCUGAAAAGGAAGACGCUUAAUAUGCGCGCAAAAGACGAUCUACUGUGGAUUCACUUUAUAUUGGUACAUCCAGAACAAAGCGCUUGAUGAAGCACAACAAGUGAUACUUUACAUGUUGAAUUGAAUCGAUGCAAAUAAAUAUCUGGCUGUUUUUGGUUACAAAUGUACAAUAAAUACAAAAAUAUUCA